AUGGCUCGCGUCAGAGCGCUCAAGCUGUUUCACAUUACCGAGGAAGUUGGAGACGAAUACUUGCGUGCAAUGGACAAGGCAAGCAGUGGCCGUCCUCAUAAUGGACUUGUUUUGGAGUCGUCGCCGCUUCCGGUUCCCCCUAUUACAGAACUAAAAGCAGUGUCCAUAUCAGACGAGACCUUCGGAGUCACGGUUGAUAGCCAGAGCGCCGAGGAUGUGCUUGUCAACGGGAAGCAGGAGACUUACUCGUACAAGUCUGCGGGCUGGCGACAGCCACUUAUUCUCUAUGUCGAUGGCGUGCUCGACGAAGGCAACCUUGGAGCCAUUGCUCGCUCAGCCUACUUCCUCGGCGUUGAUGCAGUCGUAACACCAACCCGUCAAACUGCGCCCUGGAGUCAUAUAGCUGUGAAGGCAUCCGCUGGUGCUGCAGAAGCUGUCCCUCUCUUCAAAGUCGGUGAACCCGCAGACUUCCUCGGUAAGAGCUCGCGGGCUGGAUGGAGGAUAUAUGCCAGCGAUGCCAUUCCUCCUCCACCUGUGACGUCGGGAGAGAAAGAAGAACCAAGCAGCAAGAUCGUUUACUCCGUCGCUCGUAGCACCAAACGCCUCCCGUCAGACCAUUGCCCAGUUGCGGAGCACCCCACAAUCCUCAUGAUGGGCGCAGAGGGUACCGGACUACGAGACAGUUUGCUCAACCUCGCGCAUUACAAGGUCGGGAUCAAGCACGGGCGUGAAGUCGACGAAAUCGGAGUCGACAGCCUCAACGUCAGCGUAGCUGCAUCGAUACUAUCCUACGAGAUGCUGCAGAAGCCGAUCGCGAAGGCAGCAUCAACUCCAGAGGAAGUGUUGUUCUAG
Molecule: messenger RNA, 852 nt
Organism: Parastagonospora nodorum SN15
Lineage: Eukaryota; Fungi; Ascomycota; Dothideomycetes; Pleosporales; Phaeosphaeriaceae
Exons: 2
Coding region: 1-852 (283 amino acids)
Biological process (GO): rRNA methylation
Cellular component (GO): mitochondrion
Molecular function (GO): RNA methyltransferase activity; RNA binding
Source: RefSeq, a predicted model, not a curated record